Messenger RNA from Gymnodraco acuticeps, 2526 nucleotides. RefSeq names its product histone deacetylase 10 (gene hdac10). The record is from RefSeq and is a predicted model, not a curated record. Gene Ontology annotation, molecular function: histone deacetylase activity. Gene Ontology annotation, biological process: chromatin organization. NCBI's taxonomy places the organism in Eukaryota, Metazoa, Chordata, Actinopteri, Perciformes, Bathydraconidae. The transcript has 20 exons. Bases 534 to 2369 code for a protein of 611 amino acids. Gene Ontology annotation, cellular component: histone deacetylase complex.
GUGACAAGGAGUUCUCAUUUCUCUAACCGCCUGCUGCUUCCACUUCUCUCUCCUCGGUACCCCUCCUCAGUCCUCCUGCUCGCAUCUCCUGUGGGCGGCACCAAGUCUCGAGGAGGGGAGUCGAGGAAGGGAUAUUUAAGUAUUGAGAAACCCUCUAUUGUUUUCAAUGCAGAAAGAAAAAGCUAUCAGUAAACUACAGUUUAUGGUAAACUAUUCACAUUACGGUGAAAGUCUGAUAACAGCAGCUUAAUUCAUUGAUUCUCUGUCCAGUUAAUUCGUGCACCGCUUAUAUUAGGAACAGUUUCUAACUUACAGAAAGUUGCACUGUUGUCAUAGUGCUGCAGCUCGUCCGAGAAGUACUGAAGAUGGGAACAGCAUUGAUUACGAUGAGGAGAUGACCAAAUACAAACUGCUCUGGGUUGACCCUGCAUGUAAGAUCGAGGUACCUGAGCGUCUGAUAGUGAGUUAUGAAGCUUUGAAAAACUCGGGUCUUGCUGAUCGAUGCGUCUCUGUACCUGUCCGCGAGGCAACGGAUGAAGACAUCCUGCUGGUUCACAGUGAGGGAGUACUUGGAGGCGGUGAAGAAGACCCCCUUUAUGACUCUGGAGGACCUGCAGGAGUUGACCCUGCAGUAUGGGGACGUCUACUUCCAUCCAAACAUCUAUCACUGUGCCAAGCUGGCUGCAGGCGCCUCUUUGCAGCUGGUGGACAGUGUGAUGACGGGGAAGGUGAGGAACGGCAUGGCUCUGGUCAGACCACCCGGACACCACAGUAUGCGCAGUGCUGCCAGUGGAUUCUGUGUGUUCAAUAAUGUGGCCAUAGCAGCUCACUAUGCCAAGCAGAAAUAUGGGGUUAAAAGGGUGUUGAUAGUUGACUGGGAUGUGCAUCACGGCCAAGGGGUGCAGUACUCUUUUGAAGAUGAUCCAAGCGUGCUCUACUUCUCAUGGCACCGCUACGAGCAUCAGAAAUUCUGGCCUCAACUCAGAGAAUCCGACUACGACAAUGUUGGCAAAGAGAAAGGAGAGGGAUUCAAUAUAAAUGUGCCGUGGAACAAAGUGGGAAUGAAGAACAGUGACUAUCUCUCAGUCUUCUGUCACAUGCUCCUGCCAGUCGCAUACGAGUUUAAUCCCGACUUGGUCCUGGUGUGUGCAGGCUUUGACUCGGCCAUCGGCGACCCAGAGGGUGAAAUGUGUGCCAGCCCGGACAUCUUUGCCCACCUCACUCAUCUCCUGAUGAACCUGGCCGGAGGGAAACUGUGUGCUGUGCUGGAGGGAGGAUACAACUUGACUUCCCUCCCCCAGUCUGUGUGUCAAACUGUUCAAACUUUGCUCGGAGAUCCUGCGCCUCGACCUGCAAACCUUGAUGGUCCCUGUGAAAGUGCACUUGAGUCCCUCCACUGUAGCCGAUCGGCUCACAGGAAGUACUGGUCCUGCCUCAAACACGCAGCUGAGCCUCCCACCUCUGAUGUCAGCACAAAGCGUCCUAAAUUAGCAGAAGAAGAAGGAAAAGUGGAGAAUGGAGAAGAGAAGAAAAGUGCAGAAGAAGAGGUGUGGCCCGAGCCCCCGAGACGUGUCCCUGCUCCUGUCCGCACAGCUUCAGUCCUCCCUGAUGGCGUGUCCUGCCCAGAGGGGUGUGAACUCUUCAGCUCAUCAGAUGACCCGGUCACAGCCAGCAAACUCAGGGAGAAUUUCCCUAACGAUGACAGCGAUGCUCUCCCAGCCCUCUCCUGUCUUAUUGCCCUCGUGAAGAAAAUGGAGAGGAAUGAGAUCUGCAAUGGCUUGGCUUUGGUCCACAACGUCACCAUGGCGAUGACGUGUGUUGUCCAGCAUGCUGCAACUGCUCUCAGCAACCGGGUGUUGGUUGUAUGUGUUGGAGACGUGGUGGUCCCAACUCAUCACAGAGAGGAUGGGAAAACACUCCUGGUGCACUUCAGCAACAAGGAAGAGGAACAGAAAAGCAAAUAUCAUAUUCCUGUGUGUCUGAAGAAGGGCUGCAGGGAUGUGUCCGGCUUCAUGCAGGCUGUGCUGGGCCUCCUCCUGCCUCUGGGGUACGAGUAUGACCCCAGUCUGGUCCUGCUGGUCCGGGCUCCAGACGACGGGCUGUGUGACGGAGCCUGGCAACAACUAACAGGCCUGCUGCAGGGCCUCGCACAGGGACACACACUGGUGCUGAUGCAGGAAGGUGAGAGUGUAUGUGUCGGCCCCACCGCCUCCUCUCUCCUGGGGGAAGCGGCCCCCUCCCUGGGGAAGCUUCCUGCUCCUCUACCGGAGGACGUGGAGGCGUUGGAGAGAUUAAGAACCAGACUGCAGGUGCACUGGAAGCUGCUGCAGACUACAGCACCAGAAACUGGAAGAGGAGAUGAGCACUGAAGCCGAUCCUGCUCCUUACAUUUUUGUAAAGAAAUCAGUUGAAGCAAGUCAAUCAAAGGUGUUGAUCAAAUGUUGUAUUUUUGCAAGGUUUUAUUGUCCAAACAGAACUUCAAUCAUUCCCAUUGUGCCUCUUAAAUAAACAGAUGUACAUGAACCU